GCAUAUUGAAAAGAAUUUUGGCUAUGACGAACCUAAACUGUAACUUAAACUACUUUGUUGGGGUAGUUCCACAUCAGUCUUGAUCCACAAGGCAACGAUACAAGAUGUCCAAACUUCCAAUACUUUGUAUUUUAUUGGUUAUUAUUGUCGUCAGUGUUCAUGUGGAAGGCUAUAAAAGACGAUGUCAGUGUAAACGUGCUUCUAAAAAGACAAUCAAUAGUUGUACGACAGGAAAAAAUGGAAGGACGAUAUGUUAUAAGGUGAAAAAGUACUUCUUCAUAAGAACAAAAUGCACCUACCCAUUUGAUGAUUCAAAUACAGGAGGGAAUGGUGAUUCAGGGUCAAAUGAUGGAACUGGAACGAACGACGGAACAUGUUCGACAGGUACACGUGAUGUAGAUGGAGAAGAUAACGACUUAGUCAUGCUUACUGAUGACUGCACGGAAGCUGAAAAUCCACAAGAUGCGCAGGACAUAUGUGCUGAAGGUAUAUCAAAAGAUCCAAAAGAGUUAUACUUCGGAACUAGCUGUCCAACGCAUUUCCUCCAGUGUGACCUGUUUGGAGGUACAUUUAUAAUGCCCUGUGCAUCUGGAACUGAAUGGUGUCAACGGAAGUUAACAUGUGACCAUGUCGGCAGUUGUAAUACUUAAUCAUAUACUAUCAGAACUAAGAGGACUUCAUCGAUAUAUUUAGAUUUCAAGUAACUUCUCAUUUUUUUUUACCUGUCAGACUGUGUUAUACCACUUUAUAAGUAAUCUGCCUAAUUGUAUAACCUCAGAAAUUAGUUGUUCAUCAACUACAUCGCAUUAAUAAAUGUUUUCUGCA
Messenger RNA from Mytilus californianus (California mussel), 825 nucleotides. RefSeq lists its product as uncharacterized. Lineage: Eukaryota; Metazoa; Mollusca; Bivalvia; Mytilida; Mytilidae. The record is from RefSeq and is a predicted model, not a curated record. The transcript is spliced from 6 exons. The coding region runs from base 105 to 650 and encodes 181 amino acids.